AUGGAAGAUGAGAAGUCUAUCGGGAAGCAUGUACGCGUCCUCUGGAAAGGCCGUAGAAGCGUGAUCCAGCUAACGUAUUUGAAAUCGCGGAAGGAGACAAUCAACGAUCCUAUGUUACUGCCCGUUGUUGAGAAGUGUCCUCACGUUACCCAACUUCUUGCAAUGGGAACCAUCUUCAACCGAAUCAAUGACACCAGGAUAACUUUACCGUGUUCACGGUGUCCACCAAAACACGCGGUCGAAGGCUACAAUCAAAAGCAUAUGAGUUCAGACUUAUUUGAACAACCAGCGAUCAAUGUUCUCGGAGCGGCGAAGUGCGGAGUGAUGAAGGGUCGGGAAACAGACUCGAAACCGGUGGGCAAAGAGACAGGAGGAUCUACAUGCGCCGACGCUUCUCCCGUUGACCAUCAAGAUGUCGGAGGCCUCUCCAUGGGCUUCUCUUUCAUCGUCGGAGAAGACGUGGUGUUGUCUAUGGCCGGAGAGUGA
Fomitiporia mediterranea MF3/22 is the source of this 486-nucleotide messenger RNA. RefSeq lists its product as uncharacterized. The record is from RefSeq and is a predicted model, not a curated record. The transcript has 2 exons. The coding region runs from base 1 to 486 and encodes 161 amino acids. Lineage: Eukaryota; Fungi; Basidiomycota; Agaricomycetes; Hymenochaetales; Hymenochaetaceae.